GCAUUUUUCAUUCCUUAGCUCUUCUAUCCUCAAUCAUACUUCUCUUAUUGCAUCCGCUAUAGUGCGAUCAACGGGCCAAUCGCUCCCACAUUGCCCAAGAUCGACACGCGGCAAUCUGUAAGUAGGUGAUACUUGGCUUUUAGUGUGUCAACCGCUUCUCUUGCGCCCUAUCUGAUGAAGACUUGUUUUUUGGCUUAUACAAAUCGACAGAAAUGGCGUGAUCAGGCCCUGCAACAAUCUGUAUGGCUAAUUACACCCAUGAACUGAUCCCUGCUUCGAUACUAUCUAUCCGAAUGCCAUGAACUCAUGUGCAGAAAUCCAAUACUGCCGCGUUGACCGGGAGUAACAGAGCUCUUGGCUUGCGAAAGAAUACAUAUAGAACAGAGAUAGGAAGAGUGUCGUUGACUUCUCAAAGUUAAGUGGCUCAUCUUCUACCGCCAACAUCAUGUAUCCAUCACUUAUACUGACCGCCAUCUUUUUUCAAUGCCGUCAUGUCGCUAGUCUUCGAAUUGCAAGCUCUCUCUUGUGGAUCGAGCACACACCUCAAUCCUACGCCAUCGAAAACUUUUACAAUGGAAGCACACCUCCGACGCUGUUGUCUGGCGGUGUAGCUGACCUCGCCUCAAACGUAACUUUCGAUCUCGGCGCCAACGCAGAAACACAGGGUCUCAAACAGUACGCCAAUCAUCGCGACAUUCGCCUGAUCUAUAUCAUCUGCGAAGUCCCGUACCGCCUUGUUGCCGACAAGCGAAAAGGUAUCGCUAAACUUGAAGAUCUGAAGGGCAAGAAGAUUGGCGCAUUCCCGGUAUCGAGCGCAACAGUGUUCGUCCACAAUAUGAUGAGUAGUGUUGGCGUGCAGGAUUACGAAUACGAGAGAUACGAGACUGUCGACGCGAUGUUUUGUAUGAAGGCUCCGUGCAAAGACAGCGAACUUCCGAACCUGCUCAAUAACGGUAGCCUGGAUGCGUACGGAAUGUGGGAAACAUCUGUCGAGCUCGGCGCUAUGGCUCUGGGAGACAACGCGAUAACCUCUCAAAACGCAUCAAUAUACAGAGAAGUUUAUGCGCUAUACUCUACUACAGAGGCUCUGAACGACCCAUCCAAGCGUCAGGAUAUUGUAGAAUUUGUGAGGGCGCUCGAGAAGACGCUGGACGUGUUCACGCAUCACCCAAAAGAGAAUAAGGUAUUCGACUUUGUGGCUAAGGCCGUUGGUGCAGAUGCGGAAGUUGUAGAGGCUGUUUGGGAUGAUCAUAAGUGGGGUGGACGUUGGGAUGAUCGACUGAUAGACUUUUUGGUAGAAGAAGACAAGUAUCUGGCAGAACAAGACAAUAGGACGGUCACCCCAAGGACGGAGUUGGAGAAGUUUCUGGACUUGAGUAUCAUUGAUGAGUUGUAAAGGGGGAAUCCAAUUCAAGCAGGUUUGCUUGGAUCAGGAACUUGCAGUCUGG
Alternaria alternata is the source of this 1448-nucleotide messenger RNA. RefSeq lists its product as hypothetical. Lineage: Eukaryota; Fungi; Ascomycota; Dothideomycetes; Pleosporales; Pleosporaceae. The transcript has a single exon. The record is from RefSeq and is a predicted model, not a curated record. Bases 446 to 1396 code for a protein of 316 amino acids.